Molecule: messenger RNA, 3033 nt
Organism: Scleropages formosus (Asian bonytongue)
Lineage: Eukaryota; Metazoa; Chordata; Actinopteri; Osteoglossiformes; Osteoglossidae
Gene: eml2
Product: EMAP like 2
Exons: 22
Coding region: 238-2658 (806 amino acids)
Biological process (GO): microtubule cytoskeleton organization
Cellular component (GO): mitotic spindle
Molecular function (GO): microtubule binding
Source: RefSeq, a predicted model, not a curated record
GGGCUUGUUGCUAUAGAAACAGAUAAGCAGAGGAGACGGCAGAAGCAGGAAAGACAGACGGCGCGAGACGAAUACAAAGCAGUGCGGCUCUCCUAGGUACCUUGAUGCUGAGGAAGUGAGCGGAGCGGAGAGGAGCCGAGAGGAGCGGAACGGAGGGGAGCGCACGUUCUGCAGGGGCGCCGGAGAAGGUUGAGCAGAGGGGACACGGAGGGAAGCAGCUGGAGGAAAGGCACAGACAUGUCAGAAAGGAUUGCUUCUUGUGGGAAUCUUUAUGAUGCCACUUCCCUGCUUCUACAGUACUGCACCGAUGAUAACCUGUCAGCGAGCAGUGUCAUGGAGAUGGACGACCGUCUGUCUCACCUGGAGCAGCGCGUUCAGCUGCAGGAGGAUGAGAUCCAGUUGCUGAAGGCAGCGCUGGCAGAUGCACUGCGCCGCCUGGGCUGCUAUGAGGAGCAGGGUCAGGGGCCUAAAAAGAGGGCUGCACCAACCAAGGUCCGUCAGCUCUUGCAAGCUUUGCCUUCCAAGCCCUGUAGCAAUGGGUAUGUUCAGCAGAAAAGGCUAGGGGGCUACCCAUCCUCGCCAUCCUCACCCAAAAAGGAGGUGUUGCUCUCUAUUAAAAGGAAAAGUAUCUCCACCGAACGCCUGUCAACAGGAAGACGAGACAUGUCCUCUGACUCUCGAAGCCGAACCACCUCCUCCAGCAGUUCUUUCAGCAGCAAGAAAGACAGCAAAUCCAAGGAGUGCACCCUAAACACUGAGGAUGGGUACGUGAGAAUGUUCCUGCGGGGGCGCCCCGUCACUAUGCACAUACCCGACAAGAUAAGAGACAGCUACAGCCUGGACAGUAAGGCGGAGCUGCCAGAACACAAGCUCAAACUGCAGUGGGUGUAUGGGUACAGAGGCAGGGACUGUCGCUGCAAUCUGUAUCUGCUUCCCACCGGGGAGAUUGUUUAUUUCAUCGCCUCCGUGGUCGUGCUCUACAACGUGGAAGAGCAGCAGCAGCGACAUUAUCUGGGUCACAACGACGACGUCAAAUGUUUGGCAGUCCAUCCGGACAUGGUCACCAUUGCAACUGGACAAGUAGCCGGUACUUCCAAAGAUGGCAAGCAACUGCCUCCUCAUGUUCGGGUGUGGGACUCAGUCAGCCUGAACACCAUCCACGUCAUUGGAAUGGGUGUGUUUGACCGGGCCGUCACCUGCGUGGCCUUCUGCAAGUCCAAUGGCGGUGCCCAUCUGUGUGCUGUCGAUGAUGCCAACGACCACAUCCUGUCUGUGUGGGACUGGCAGAAGGAGAAGCAGCUCGCAGACGUGAAGUGCUCCAAUGACUCUGUCCUGGGGGUUGCCUUCCACCCAACCGAGGCAAACCUGAUUGUGACCUGUGGGAAGUCCCACCUCAAUUUCUGGACUAUUGAGGGGAAGACUCUUACGAAACGACAGGGUCUGUUUGAGAAACACGAGAAGCCAAAGUACGUGCUGUGCAUUACCUUCGCAGAGAACGGAGACGUCAUUACCGGGGACUCCAGUGGGAAUAUCUAUAUCUGGGGAAAAGGUGGGAAUCGGAUUACUCACGUGAUACCAGGAGCCCACGAGGGUGGUAUUUUUGCGCUGUGCUUACUUAAAGACGGCACUUUGGUGUCAGGAGGAGGGAAGGACCGCAGGGUGGUAUACUGGGAUCAUGACUACCGCAAGCAGAAUGAGGGGGAGGUACCUGAAAUGUACGGCCCGGUCCGCUCCCUCGAGGAAGGGAAGCAGGACCGGCUGUUUGUGGGAACUACCCGCAAUGCCAUCCUUCAAGGCUCUAUCUCUGAGGGAUUCUGGCUCAUGGUCCAGGGCCACACAGAUGAGCUCUGGGGCUUAGAUGCGCAUCCUAGCAUGAACCAGUUUGCGACCUGUGGUCAGGACAAGUUAGUCCACCUCUGGGAUUCCAGCUCCUUCCAGCCACUGUGGAGCAAGUACAUCGAGGAUCCUGCACGAUCUAUUGGUUUUCACCCCAGUGGUGCUGUGGUUGCUGUGGGAACUAUGGCAGGAAAGUGGCUGGUGUUGGACGCUGAUACCAGUGACCUCGUAAGCGUGCACACAGAUGGUAACGAAAUAAUCUCCGUUGUCAAGUAUUCACCAGAUGGGAACUACCUGGCUGUGGGAUCCCAUGACAACUUUGUUUACAUCUAUGCGGUAACAGAAAACGGGAGGAAGUACAGCCGAGUGGGGAAGUGCACGGGCCACUCCAGCUUUGUGACCCACCUGGACUGGUCUACCGACAGCCAGUUUAUUGUCACCAACUCAGGAGAUUAUGAAAUUUUAUUCUGGGAAUCUUCAAGUGGAAAACAUGUGACUAGUGCAGAUGCUGUGCGAAACUUGGACUGGGCCACCUCCACUUGUGUCCUGGGCUUCAGUGUCUUUGGCAUCUGGCCUGAUGGUGCUGAUGGCACGGACAUUAACGCUGUAUGCAGGUCACCUGACGGCAAGCUACUGGCCUCCGGUGACGACUUUGGCAAAGUCAACUUGUUUUCUAAUCCAUGCUCCCAGCCACGGGCUCCAAGCCACAUCUAUGGUGGCCACAGCAGCCAUGUGACCAAUGUUGCCUUUCUACAUGACAACAGUAACCUGAUCUCCACUGGAGGAAAGGACACCAGCAUCCUGCAGUGGAUGCUCAGCUAAAGAAGAACCGGUGCAAUUCACUUAAGCCUUCUGCCCACUAGUUGGCAGCACUGCUGUGCCUAAUCCUUUUUGUACCCUAACUCUCCCAUCUCCCAUAUUGUACUGUACUCUACUGUACUGUACUGCAUUAUGCUGAGCGGGCACUAGAUGGCGCACUGGUGCAACACAAAGAGCAUGGCUAGAAGACUAUUUAAAGCUAUUUAAACCUAAAAAAAAGCUCUAGCUGCUAUUCUUGUCAUUUCAGAAGUCUAAAGAUAUAAAUGAGUAGCUGUGGUAUUUUAAUUAUUUAAUCUCGUGGUGCAAAGAAUGGAUAGCUUGCAGUGAGCUGAAUGUAGAAUUUGCCGCUUUUGUUUUGUUAAUAAAGUUUAUACUCGA